This is a messenger RNA of Manduca sexta (tobacco hornworm), 3550 nucleotides long. RefSeq names its product cytochrome b5 reductase 4. The transcript has 10 exons. Gene Ontology annotation, molecular function: heme binding; oxidoreductase activity. Gene Ontology annotation, cellular component: endoplasmic reticulum. NCBI's taxonomy places the organism in Eukaryota, Metazoa, Arthropoda, Insecta, Lepidoptera, Sphingidae. Gene Ontology annotation, biological process: generation of precursor metabolites and energy; superoxide metabolic process. Bases 218 to 2236 code for a protein of 672 amino acids. The record is from RefSeq and is a predicted model, not a curated record.
AGAAAUAAAAAAAAAAGAACUGUCAUAUUCAAUCUAUUAGUGGAGAGUAUUUAGUAUUUUUGUUGAAUGAAAAUUUUGCGAUACAUAAAUUACAGACUUAUUAUUCAAUUUGAAGACAUUGCCUAAAAUGUGUUUGAGAUAAUUUGUAAGUGUAGACUGAUACCAUUUUUGUGUGCUAUAUUGAGUAAUUGUCGACAAAUGAUAUAAAUUUUGACACAUGAGCAUCAUGGCUGACUCGCUGGAAAGCGAACAAACAACCUCGGCGAGAAGUAAUUCACUUAAAAUAUCCCUUCCAACAGUUAUGUGCACCUCUGAACCCCCAGAAAAAUCUGAUAUACUUUGUAAAACAAAUUCCUUUGUGUCAUCUGAGUCUAAGUUAUCUCUUCCGUCAAAUUUGGGCACUCCGACGUCACCAUUAAGGCUUUCUUCCCCUUUGUCACUACCGACAUCUCCACUUAAUAAUACUUCACAACAAAAUAACAGCCCUUUAAGAAAUAAUAAGCCCCAAGAAGAUGGCGUGAAAACUCUCAUAAAUGCUGGAUCUGCGACAGGCAAUCCUCGUAACAAAUGCGCUCUCCAACCGGGCCACAGUCUGAUGGACUGGAUCAGACUGGGCAACUCCGGAAAAGAUCUCACUGGUGUCGGCGGCCGCAUUCGGCCCGUCACGCCGUCGGAACUCGCCUUGCACAACAAACAAGAUGACGCUUGGCUGGCUAUCCGUGGGCGCGUUUACAAUAUCACACAUUAUUUACCGUAUCAUCCUGGAGGUCCAGAAGAACUAAUGCGUGGUGCGGGAAUAGACGCGACGCAACUGUUCGACAAGGUUCAUCCUUGGGUGAAUUACGACUCCCUCCUAGCAAAAUGUCUCGUAGGUCCAUUACGAUACGACCUGCCCGACGCUGAAGAAUUAUUCGACAUAUCCAAUCCAUCACCAAAAUCAGACCGUCUUAGAGAGCCUUCCAAAGCCCAAGAACUAGUUAGAAAAUCUAUGGAAAACUUAGCAAAUUGUAUCACUCCUGUACGAAAAAAAAUAACAGCCAAAAGUGAAGAGAAUGUCAAAGGCAGUCCGCCGAGUAAAAUUAUGCAGAGCUUAGUACAAUCUAGUGACUUGCCCGUAUCUAUAAGUAGGAGAGCAGCCGCGAGUCCGGCAAAAAGAAGUGAUAAAAGUCCAGACAUGCCGCCGCCUCUGAGACACGAUUGGAUACAAACGUCAACAAAACUGACUAUCUCAGUAUACACGGGGCCGCUAGCAAAUCCUGGAGGAUGCGCAAGAAUUACCGAAAGCUUCCUUUUAAUAGAAGUGGCGACGAACGGUUGGCUUAGGACUCUAAAAAUAACACCUGAAGCGAAAUUGCGCGAACCUUUACAGUUGCGAGUGUUUGCCGAGAGUGGAAAAAUAGAGGUAAUAGCUUAUAAAGAAGAAACAGGUGUAUGGAAAGGUUGUGGAGAAGUCGUUAUGGGCGUCCCGAGUAAAGUGUCGUCGCCUCGAACAGUUGAUUGUCGAGUGAUGCGAGUAGGCAGGGUGUCGCAUGACACGACCCUGCUCUCCGUAGCGCCUAAAGCUGGACCCGUGGUUGUACCUCUAGGACACCAUGUCAGAGUGCACAGACAAGUACAAGAUUCGGAAUGCGUGCGAUCAUACACACCUGUGGGCGAUGGUUGGGGCCCGACAGAUAGUAGUGACGUGUUCUCCGCUCUAAAACUAGCUGUAAAAAAAUACGACGCCGGAGCACUGUCGCCUCACCUGUCGACUCUAGAAGUCGGUGAUAUUCUAACUUUAUCCGGGCCUUAUGGAAAUUUUGAAUUGCAAAAGCUCAAACCAGUGAAAACAGUAUAUUUUAUAGCAGCUGGCACGGGAAUAACUCCUAUGCUCGGACUCAUGAGAUUUAUGCUGUCGAGAUCUCAUCCCAGAUGUGAACAAGCACAUUUAUUAUUUUUCAACAAAACAGAAGAUGAUAUUUUGUUUUAUGAGAAUUUCGAUGAAAUGGCGAAAGAAGAUAAUAGAUUACAGGUAUCUCACAUUCUGUCAGACGGGAACUCAUCGUGGACUGGUCAUAAAGGCCGUAUCACCAAACAGAUACUCGUAGACAUAUUAGGAAAAGAUGCAAUGAAAUGCAUAGACAAAUGCACGCAUUUCGCAUGUUUGUGCGGACCAACCGAGUUUACUCACACUGCGCUCGAUUUGCUGAAGAAACAAGGCAUGAAAGAAAACUGUAUACAUGCUUUUAUGGGUUGAAUGAUUUAGUUCCUUUUGAAAAACUGUUUCUUAUUUUAUAUAUCGAAAAUUAUGUUGUAAAUAAUUUGAUAUAUUGGGGCUUAUUUUAGUAAAAAUAGUAAACAAUGUUUUGUCUAUUUUAUAUAUUAUCUGGAUGGCAGCCGGAGUUUGUAAUUAUUUAAAGAAUUAUAAUGUAUUUUCAUUUAUACAUAAAGACUAAACAAAAGCACUACAGAUAAGAGUUACUAGGGCGCAAUUAUCUACGCCUUUCCAACGAUUAUAGGAAAAUAAACCGAAUCCAUGUGAAAGAUGUAAACAAGCAAUAAGUAAGUUUUUUAACUCAAAAUUCAAUAGAAUUUAAUGGCUCUAUAUGGGGUAAAAUAUUUAAAAUAGUCUUUAUUGGCAUACUUACCUAAUGCAUUUUAUCUAAAUUCCGAACUAAACUAGUAUAACAGGAAUUACAUUUUCAAUUGUACGUAAGUAGCUUAUAAGUGGCAAUAUUUUUCGAUUUAAAUGUUAUUACUUAUUGUGUAUAGUGCAUUAGUACAGUAAUAACACAUUUAAAUGUCCUAAGAGUGAGAUUUCGUUACUUUGUGUAGUUUAUAUAAGUAAGGUUCUUAAAUAUGCACCAAAAAGCCACAAAGUAAGAAAUAGUUUUCUACACGCUAAAUUAAUCAAAAGGAGUGUGAUAAUAUAGCUUUUUAGAGUAUUAUUAAUUGUCUAACAAUAAUUUUGUAACAAUAUGUUUGUGAUUAGCGUAGGCAUUUAUUGUGAUUUCAGUUUUAGAGCUCAAUGUACAGAAAGACAAAUUCUAUUAUUGUAACUGAUCAUUGUAAGUGAAAUUAUUUUAUUUAUUCUCUAUGUCGACCGUACGAAAUAUCUACAUCUUUUCAAAUAACUUUUCAGCAAUAUCAAAAGAAUUCCUAUGAAUAAAGAAAGCAAUAUUUAAGGCUUUAUUGUUGUUAUUGAUAUUGAUAUAUUUACGUUUUCGAAAAAUUUUAUAAGUCUAGGAUCACAGCUCACACAGGUUAAAAUAUACAAUUUACUUAUCUAAAACUCCUUUUUGUUGGGGUUCCUUGGCAAAAUUAUAAAUCUUUAUAGUUUACCUCCGUCCGUUUGUCCUUCCGUCCGUUUAUGAAAGGCAUUUAAUCGUUUGUUUUCAAAAAUCGAAUGCACGUUAAGUAUAUCUCUAUUCUAACAACACUGUUAAUAGCCAGUAUCUUAGUUUAUCUACAUAUAAUAAAAUAUGAUGGUUCUUAUCCUACAGUAUAAAAUACUUUAAAGGUUGGCCUUAUGUUUUCUGAUUAAAAAUAUUCGUAAAAAAUUUAAAUCAAA